This is a messenger RNA of Aureobasidium uvarum, 345 nucleotides long. NCBI's taxonomy places the organism in Eukaryota, Fungi, Ascomycota, Dothideomycetes, Dothideales, Saccotheciaceae. The record is from the annotation of a GenBank genome assembly.
AUGGUCGCCAUACUGCAGCCCAGUGAAAAUGACUGGAAACAUUCCUUCCGCAAGCCAGCAAUCAGGCUGAGAGUCAUCAUCGUCGGUGCUCGAGUUGCUGGCCUAAGUCGUCCCACACCAACUGGCGAUGCUGCAUACCGUAUUCUGGUCCCCAGAGAACGAAUGCAGAGCGAUCCUGAAACUUUGAACAUGAUUUCUGAGAAUGCUGCUAUUCGAUGGAUGGGUCAGCUUCUUGCAGUGUACACAUCUUCUCGAGAUCAAUGGACUGACCUCCCUCUUCAGGUCCCCAAGGACAUAUCAUUGCCUAUCCUGUCAAGAACAACAACCUGUACAACAUGGUCCUAG